This is a messenger RNA of Asparagus officinalis (garden asparagus), 2542 nucleotides long. Its product is annotated as subtilisin-like protease SBT5.4. The coding region runs from base 129 to 2411 and encodes 760 amino acids. The transcript has 11 exons. Lineage: Eukaryota; Viridiplantae; Streptophyta; Magnoliopsida; Asparagales; Asparagaceae. The record is from RefSeq and is a predicted model, not a curated record. Gene Ontology annotation, biological process: proteolysis. Gene Ontology annotation, molecular function: serine-type endopeptidase activity.
UGAACACUACAGAAAGAAACAAAACUACCUCUUGUCUCUCUCUACUCUCCCAACUGAAUUCCUCCCGUAUAUAAAUAAAUCCAUUCUCUGCUCUCCUCUCUCUAUCUCAUUCUUUCUCUUUCUAUCUCAUGGCUUCAAUAGUGCUCUUGCUCUCUGUUCUGAUAGCAGGAAUAAGCUUCUCUUCUUCAUCUCAGGUUUAUAUUGCUUAUAUGGGCAAGAAGAACAACCACCACCCUGAUGAAGUCUCAUUACAAAAUCACCAACUUCUCUCUGUUAUUCAUGGUGGAAGCAUGGAGAAAGCAAAGGAAUCCCAUGUGUACAGCUACAGAAAUGGCUUCAGAGGUUUUGCGGCAAAACUAACAGAAGUACAAGCCUCAGACUUAGCGGGGAUGCCCGGUGUUGUCUCGGUGUUCCCAAAUAAAAGGAGGAUAUUGCAUACUACACAUUCAUGGGAUUUUAUGGGUGUCAGCGGUCAUGAGGAAAUGGAGAUCCCUGGGGUUUCUACAGAGAAUCAGGGGAAUGUCAUCAUUGGUUUCAUUGAUACAGGAAUUUGGCCAGAAUCACCAAGUUUCAGCGACGCGGGAAUGCCCUCAAUACCUUCAAGAUGGAAAGGCCAAUGCCAAACUGGAGACUCAUCCUCCAAUUUUACCUGCAACAAAAAAAUAAUCGGAGCAAGAUACUACUUAAGUGGCUAUGAAGCCGAGCAAAACACAAAGAAACCUGACAAGUUCGAGUCCCCAAGAGACAGCCAAGGGCAUGGAAGCCACACUGCAUCAACUGCCGCUGGCAGAUUUGUAAAUAACAUGAACUACAACGGCUUAGGAGCCGGUGGAGCUCAUGGAGGAGCUCCAAUGGCAAGAAUUGCAGUAUACAAAUCCUGUUGGGAUUCUGGUUGCUAUGAUGCUGAUAUAUUAGCAGCAUUUGAUGAUGCUAUUAAAGAUGGCGUUGAUAUAAUCUCGGUUUCUCUUGGUCCUGAUUCUACUCAAGGGGAUUACACUGAUGAUGCAAUCUCUAUAGGAUCGUUUCACGCCAAUGGCCAUGGAAUUCUUGUUGUUGCUUCUGCUGGAAAUGUUGGAGGUGCAGGGACUGUUACUAAUGUUGCUCCUUGGAUUUUGACAGCCGGUGCGACCUCAACUGAUAGAGAGUUUGCUUCUACUAUAGAUUUUGGCAAUGGGACUACUUUCACUGGGGAAAGCCUGAACACGAUUAAGAUGAAUGAACCAGUUAGAACAAUUCUCGCAUCACAAGCAAAAGCAGGAUACUUCACUCCUGAUCAAGCAAGUUAUUGUUUGGAUAGCUCAUUGAGUGCAACAAAGGCAAGGGGGAAAAUUCUUGUGUGCAACAACUCUGGUACUGAUUCUGGAUCAAUGAAGGAAAAAGCCGUGAUCGUGAAGAAGGCAGGGGGAGUUGGAAUGAUUCUUAUAGACGAAACCGAGAAACGCCUUGCUCUACCCUUUGAUAUACCCGGGGCAACUGUGGGAAAAGAAACUGGUGACAAAAUAUCUUCCUAUCUUAACUCCACAAGGGGAGCAACAUCCGUCAUUUCACCUGCGACGACGAUAACAGGAUCAAGACCAGCCCCUUGGGUGGCAUCAUUCUCUUCCAGAGGUCCAAAUUUAUGGUCACCGGCGAUCUUGAAGCCCGACGUCGUGGCUCCUGGUUUGAAUAUAUUGGCAGCUUGGACACCCGAAGAUAGAGGAAUGGAGUAUAACAUUGCCUCAGGAACCUCAAUGUCCUGCCCUCAUAUUAGUGGACUUGCUGCCCUGAUCAAAGCUGUUCAGCCUCAUUGGUCUCCAGCUGCUAUCAAAUCUGCUAUAAUGACUACAGCAACUGUUCUGAACAAGAACGGCGAAAUCAUGACAUCAGACCCUGGCGCCACACAAGCAAGCCCUUUCGACUACGGCUCAGGAUUCCCCGACCCCACCAAAUUCACAAACCCAGGUCUAAUCUAUGACACCCAAACACCAGACUACAUCUCCUUCCUCUGUGGCCAGGGCUACGACGAUGGUGAUAUCCAGGGAAUCACGGGCAACAACAAAGCCACUUGCAACCAAAAUCCAAUGCCAGCUUCUUCUGAUCUCAACUAUCCAUCCAUCACAGUUUUUGAUAUGAAUGCUAAUUAUUCUGUCGCUAGAACCGUGACUAAUGUAGGAAAACCGAGAAGUUCGUAUAGAGUCUCUGUAUCACCGCCUGAUGGAAUUGAGGUCCAUGUUGAGCCUAAGUAUCUCUCUUUUAGGAGUUAUGGCCAGAAGGCGAAAUUUGCGGUGAAUUUUAGGGUAGUUUCGUAUUCGCGUGCGUUGGAUUUUGUUUUCGGGUCUUUGAAAUGGAAGGCUGUAGGAGAUGUGCAGGUUGUAACUAGUGUUUUAGCUGUUAGGGUUCCAAAAGCUACUUCUGAUCCGAAACUGAUAUGAGUUUUAGUAUAGGUUGGUGCAUUUUACUACAGUUUUAUGUUUUAUGUUGCAAGGAUUAAAGGAUGUUUUGUAUAGACAUUCAAAUUUUAUGUAAGAUCAUUUGUGCUAUUUGGCCUACUGGGCUGUCUUCA